Messenger RNA from Pichia membranifaciens NRRL Y-2026, 1578 nucleotides. RefSeq lists its product as hypothetical. Gene Ontology annotation, biological process: lipid metabolic process. Gene Ontology annotation, molecular function: triacylglycerol lipase activity. The transcript has a single exon. The record is from RefSeq and is a predicted model, not a curated record. Lineage: Eukaryota; Fungi; Ascomycota; Pichiomycetes; Pichiales; Pichiaceae. The annotation marks the transcript as partial.
UCUCUUACAUUCACUAUACUCAGAUACCCACUAUUGACAUUCAUCAUAUGUUGGACAACAAUCUUGUCAAUACUCUACUUUUUGGUACGCUUGUCCAUUGCAUUUUCAGAGAAGUUAGUGAUGUCUAGAGAUAAAACUAGAACUGAGUUAGUGGAAAAGUUAAGAGGUUCGGCAAAUUAUGCCGAAUACAUAGAAAACUCGAGAAACCUAGAUAAAUACCUAAAGCUGGAUGAAUGGUGCAACGAAGACAGAUACAAAUAUUACGACUGGAGAAAUUUGAGAAGAACCAUAGGGAAUUUGAGAAAGCUAAGGCACGCCAAAAAGUACGAGGAUCUGAUGGUUGUCCUACAGACGUGCGUCAAAUCAAAUUUUGCUGGUACUGAAAACCCUUUGAUGUACUCCCAUUGCCAUUAUGGGACUAAAAAGUUGAUUGAAAAGUACAAUACCGAAGUGGUGAAGUGUUUGAAUUUAGUUAUAGAAUCAGACGCUAUAAAUAUUCGAGAAAAACGGAUGUUUUUUAGAAUUAUAAACAAGAAUUUUGGCAGGACAUGCCUAGUUCUGAGUGGUGGCGCUUCAUUUUGCUACAAUCACUUUGGUGUUUUGAAGGCCUUGAUAGAAAAUGAUUUGAUGCCAAAGAUUCUCAGUGGGACGUCCGGAGGAGGAAUGAUAGCGGCACUAGCCGCCACGAGGCAUAAUGACGAGCUGUUGAAUCUCAUUUCUCCGAAGUUGUCUUGCAAAAUCAAUGCAUUUGGGGAUGAGCCGAUGUGGAAAUGGGUGAAAAGAUGGUGGGAUACAGGUGCAAGAUUUGACUCUGUUGAAUGGGCAAAGAAGGCACAAUGGUGGACUACAGGAUCAACAACGUUUGAAGAGUCUUACAAAAGAACAGGCAAGAUUUUGAACAUCUCCACAGUUCCAAACGAUAUUCAUUCGCCAACCAUUCUAUGUAACUACAUCACUUCACCAAACUGUUGUAUCUGGUCUGCAAUGUUAGCUUCGGCUGCAGUUCCUGGUAUUUUGAAUCCAGUCAUGUUGAUGGAAAAAACCAAAGAUAAUAUUAUUCGACCUUUUUCAUUAGGAAGCAAGUGGAAAGAUGGGUCUUUGAGAACAGAUGUUCCACUAUCAACAUUAAAUAUGUAUUUCAAUACCAAGUUCUCAAUCGUCUCGCAGGUCAACCCUCAUGUCAUGCUUUGGAUUUUUAAAAAUAGGGGUGAUAUAGGUAAACCGAUAGUAAGAUCCAAGGGUAAGACAUUCAGAGGUGGUUUCAUAUUGAGUUACUUAGAAAACCUAAUCAAACUUGAAAUUAUCAAAUGGUUGAAACUCGUUAAGGAGUUUCAACUCUUCCCCAAUCUCCUUGAAAGUGAUUGGUCCAAUUUGUUCUUGCAAAAUUUCAGCGGUACGAUAACGUUAUUUCCCAAAAUUGUCCUCAGUGACUAUAUGUAUAUUCUGUCAGAUCCAAGUGAAGAAAGGUUAGCUCGAAUAAUCAAAAAUGGUGAAAAAGUGACUUACCCUAAGUUGUUGUUUAUAAAGCACCGUCUAAACAUCGAAAGGACAAUUGAAAAGGGCAUGGAGAGUUCUAAG